AGGGGUCCACGAGAGCACAAGAUCGUUUUCUCCACCGUUACUAGUGGCGUAGCUGGCUGUCGCCUUCAUCGAAGAGACAACUGGGGUUUCCUUUUCGGAUCCCUUUAUCCUCUUAUCGAUCCUAUUAAGAGAUAAAAAGGCAGCACAAUUCAAGGGAACACAAUCUGAUUGCUCCUUUCCCAGAUCCGAUUCCUCUUCCCACUUACGAAGGCCUCCCUCCCAAUUUAACGUGCGUUCGCAGUGUCUCUCUCUCGCUCUCAAUCGCUCUGCGUUUUUAAUUUUUGUUUUUAUAUCAGCGAUCGCGGAUUAAACAUCUGAUAAGCUCAGAGCGUUGAGAGGAUGGGGAGAGGAAAGUUCAAGGGCAAGCCCACUGGUCGCCGCCAUUUCUCCACCCCUGAAGAGAUCGCUUCUGGUUCAUCUGCUCGUCCUCGUACAUUUAAACGGGUAGAAACUGAAGAGGAAGAGCAAAAGAGAUCUGAUGAAGAAUCGGAAGGGGAGUCUGAGGAAGAACCUGAAAAGCGUAAAGGCACUCAAGGUAUCAUUGAGAUUCAGAACCCUAAUUUGGUGAAGCCAAAGACCUUGAAAGCUAGUGAUGCUGAUGUUGAGAAAACAACUGAGCUCUCAAGACGUGAAAGAGAAGAGAUAGAGAGACAGAAAGCUCAUGAAAGAUACAUGAGGCUGCAAGAACAAGGGAAAACAGAACAAGCAAAGAAAGAUUUAGAGCGAUUGGCACUUAUACGACAGCAAAGGGCGGAGGCUGCCAAAAAACGAGAAGAAGAAAAAGCAGCCAAGGAAAAAACGAAGACUGAAGCUCGCAAAUGAACAUUCUUGAAACAUGUUUUCCCUUGUGGUGGUAGCACAGCAGAAUAUUUACGUUUUCAGUUGGGUUACAAGGACGGACCAUACCCAUAAUUAUCCCCAUGCUCGCAAUUGUAGGAAUCCCAUUACUUCUGUUUUCCUACUUUUGACUGUUUAUGUAUUGUCUUUUAGAAAUUAUUAGUUGUUAAUCAAUAUAUAAAUUAAAAAAUAUAAAA
Molecule: messenger RNA, 1034 nt
Organism: Diospyros lotus (date-plum)
Lineage: Eukaryota; Viridiplantae; Streptophyta; Magnoliopsida; Ericales; Ebenaceae
Exons: 8
Coding region: 340-822 (160 amino acids)
Cellular component (GO): cytosol
Molecular function (GO): RNA binding
Source: RefSeq, a predicted model, not a curated record